AUGUUUCAUCUCGGGCGGCCCAUCGGCCGCGACAAGCUUCUUGAACUUGUCCAGAGGGAGUUUCCUGAACUGGCCUUGUAUAUUGAAGCUGACCAGAAGGGGGAGGUUCAGUGGGACUCGAUCGCCUACAUUCCCGACGGCCUCAUUCGCGACCUCAACAUACCCGAGGAACUAAACGAGCAGCGCUCUGCGUGGGCGACAGCAGGCACGGCAUCCUCCGCCCUAACCCAGGUCCCGUUGAGCAAAUUGCCUAGAGGUUUUUUGACGUCAAGGACCCGCAAUGGUAUCUGGAUCCGUGGCAGUGGCAAUGAACGCGGAAAGGUGCGUGUUCUAUCAUCUAUGGGUCCAAUUCCGGAACUGAGCAUGCCCGCAAACUAUCCACCGUGCGCAUCCUCUCUCCUGAAGAAGCGAGGAAGUGGGCAGCGGAUAUGA
Messenger RNA from Pleurotus ostreatus (oyster mushroom), 432 nucleotides. RefSeq lists its product as uncharacterized. The record is from RefSeq and is a predicted model, not a curated record. Lineage: Eukaryota; Fungi; Basidiomycota; Agaricomycetes; Agaricales; Pleurotaceae. The transcript has 2 exons. Bases 1 to 432 code for a protein of 143 amino acids.